AUGACUACGUCAAAAACAACUCGUCGUCAGGUCAUCAGGAAAAUCGUAUCGGUCCAAUUCAACGACAAGUGCGACGACGAUGCGACCAGCAUCAUCGCGUAUGAUGAGGAUAUAGUCGCUAAUUACGUUACGUCGUUGAUCUGCAAGUUUCUGCAGUUCGACGUUAAUUUCAACAUCAUGCUGGUCUUUGCUCACAGCUACGAUGUCCAACCGUUCCACGAAAAAUACCUACAGGACUUCAACGCUACCGUCCUCGACUCGCUAGAGCGUGAGGGCGAAGACUCUUGGGGUGACUACCGUUCCAAACAAACCAAUAUUCUGCUGACAUACAAGAUGGCCAUGUUCGAUGCAUGUCCCUACACAGACAUGAUCAUCUUUGUCGACUACUUGCCCGACCUGGAUGACUACUCUCACGCCAUCAGAAACCUCAAAAAUGGCUAUGGUUUCUGCUACCUGGUUUUCGACCCGGAAACCGUUGAGGCUGCUGACACCAUCUCCUCCAUCUACCAAAAGUACGACCUCCACAGACAUCUCCAACAAUACCACUCUAUAGCCGAUGACUCUUGCUCUGACUUGGUCCCGGUAGAUCCCAAUAUGGAAAUGCUGCUGUCCAUGUUGGAGGUCGAAGAGAAUAACGCAAUGCAUAAGCAUAACUACUACGACACCGUCACCUACUAA
Eremothecium cymbalariae DBVPG#7215 is the source of this 678-nucleotide messenger RNA. RefSeq lists its product as uncharacterized. NCBI's taxonomy places the organism in Eukaryota, Fungi, Ascomycota, Saccharomycetes, Saccharomycetales, Saccharomycetaceae. The record is from RefSeq and is a predicted model, not a curated record. The transcript has a single exon. Bases 1 to 678 code for a protein of 225 amino acids.